AGUGGAUUAUUAUUGUUCUGAGUUGAAUUCUCGUAUUGUUGUCAAUUAUUUACAAUUUUCCAACGAAUUUCGUUCGAUCUGUUAUUCAAGAGGACCUGGACUGACCCACCACCGAAAUGAUUAACAGUCUGUUUAUCAUAAACUCCUCUGGAGAUGUUUUCAUGGAGAAACACUGGAAAAGUGCAGUCGCCAGAUCUCUCUGCGAUUAUUUCUUCGAUCAGCAGAGACGUGUACUCACUCCUGAGGACACUCCACCUGUCAUUGCUACACCCCAUCAUUAUUUGAUCAGCAUUUACAGAUGCAAUAUGUUUUUUGUUGCUGUAUGCACCACCGAAGUUCCACCUCUGUUUGUCAUCGAAUUCCUGCACAGAGUUGUCGAUACAUUCGAGGAUUACUUCAACGAAUGCACUGAGACGAUCAUUAAAGAAAAUUAUGUGGUCGUUUAUGAGUUGUUGGAUGAGAUGUUGGAUAAUGGCUUCCCUCUCGCCACUGAGUCCAACAUCCUGAAGGAACUCAUUAAACCACCUAAUAUUUUAAGGACUAUAGCCAAUACUGUCACUGGAAAAUCAAAUGUCAGCGCAAUUUUACCCAGUGGGCAAUUGUCUAAUGUUCCUUGGAGGAGAACUGGGGUGAAAUAUACGAAUAAUGAAGCCUAUUUCGAUGUUGUGGAGGAGGUUGAUGCAAUUAUCGAUAGAACUGGAGCGACAGUUACUGCGGAAAUUCAGGGAUACAUCGACUGCUGUAUUAAAUUGAGUGGAAUGCCUGAUUUGACAUUAUCUUUCAUGAAUCCGAGAUUAUUCGAUGACGUCAGCUUUCAUCCCUGUGUGAGAUUCAAGCGAUGGGAGUCUGAGAGAAUUUUAUCUUUCAUUCCACCUGAUGGCAAUUUUCGAUUGCUCUCGUAUCAUAUUGGCUCCCAGAGUAUCGUCGCAAUUCCAUUGUACGUUAGACAUAAUAUAAGUUUGAAAGAGCCUGGGGGUGGGAGACUCGAUAUCACAGUGGGACCAAAACAAACUGUUGGGAGAUCUGUGGAGAAUGUGACACUCGAGAUUCCCAUGCCCAAAAUUGUUCUCAAUUGUACUCUGGUGCCAAACCAAGGGAAAUACUCAUUCGAUCCUGUCAGCAAAGUGCUCUUCUGGGAUAUUGGGAGGAUAGAUGUAUCCAAAUUACCUAAUCUGCGCGGCUCGAUAACUAUCCAAAAUGGAGCGACUGCGUCGGAAUCAAAUCCAGCGAUAAAUGUACAUUUCACGAUAAAUCAGCUGGCUGUAUCAGGAUUGAAAGUAAAUGGACUGGAUAUGUACGGUGAAAAAUAUAAACCCUUCAAAGGGGUAAAAUACAUAACAAAAGCCGGAAGAUUCCAAAUAAGAAUGUGAUUUCUAGCAUCAAAAGUUGUAAAAAUAUUUCACAAAAUCACUCCGAGGACCUCUACAAAUUAUGAUAUCAAAGGAAUUUUUUUUCAUCGAAAACUCUUCCUCUCAUGACAAUUGUUCUGUUCCUCUCUGUCUUCUGUAUGAAUAAAUUGUUAAAG
This is a messenger RNA of Fopius arisanus, 1525 nucleotides long. It is a transcript of the gene carmine, whose product is annotated as AP-3 complex subunit carmine. The record is from RefSeq and is a predicted model, not a curated record. NCBI's taxonomy places the organism in Eukaryota, Metazoa, Arthropoda, Insecta, Hymenoptera, Braconidae. Gene Ontology annotation, cellular component: cytoplasmic vesicle; clathrin adaptor complex. Gene Ontology annotation, biological process: endocytosis; intracellular protein transport. The transcript has 7 exons. Bases 117 to 1370 code for a protein of 417 amino acids.